Molecule: messenger RNA, 747 nt
Organism: Hibiscus syriacus
Lineage: Eukaryota; Viridiplantae; Streptophyta; Magnoliopsida; Malvales; Malvaceae
Product: zinc finger protein JAGGED-like
Exons: 4
Coding region: 1-747 (248 amino acids)
Molecular function (GO): DNA-binding transcription factor activity
Source: RefSeq, a predicted model, not a curated record
AUGAAGGACCUUGAUCAUCAAGCAAGGAGGAGACCUGAGAAGAACCCUCUAGACCUCAACUUCUUGCCCGAUGAGUACACUAGGGAUGGUAAACAGGUCUCUGAGGAAGGCUCCUCCUCCGGCUAUAGGACAAAGAAAAACCGCGCUAAGGACGGGAAAGAUGAUGAGUGCGGGAAGGUUUACGAAUGUAGGUUUUGUUCGCUUAAGUUCUGCAAAUCUCAAGCUCUUGGGGGACACAUGAACCGCCACCGCCAAGAAAGAGAGACAGAGACACUGAACCGGGCUCGGCAGCUGGUCUUCGGUAACGACAACUUGACCACCACCGGGCAUCUAGGGUAUGCUCCUUCAAGCUACCAUCCCAGUGAUCCGACACAGUCGUUUAUAUCGGUUUGUCCACCGACAUUGUUUUCUGGCUCUUCGCCGCGGUUGGUUCCACCGGCGUUACAGCCGCCGCAACCGUAUGUACACCUGACUCACGAUAUGAACGACUACUAUUUAGGUCAAGUCGUCAGAACAAACGGUUCAUUGUCACAUUCACAAUAUCAUCAGCAAAGCCUAAACUAUCUGGGCGCAUCCGACUCUAACUAUACUUGCGUUGGAACCCCGGCUGGAAACAGGUUCGGUCAUGGUCUGAUUCGGAGAUCAGAUUUGGUCGGACCAAGACCAGUAGGUGGUGCCGGUUUUAGAGACGUGACACAGCAACAUUUGGAUUAUCCUACUACGAACCCGUUUGAAGACGGGUUCUAA